AUGGAGCAGUCGAUUAGCCAUACCAGCUCUGAAGAUCGGUUGGAGCAGCAGGAAGUCAGGCGACGCAUUGACGAGGCGAUGAACAGGAAGGUCUUCCCCCCUGCGGCUCAAAAUCCGGGGGAUCGUCACGACAACUCUCUCCUCUCCUCGCUUUUUUCGUGGCCUGUGAUCGUGUGGGUUCCUGAGUGCCUCCGUGCAUCGAAUAUACCGCACUGUAUAAUGCCAGGGUGCUCUUGCUCUCCGCGCGUGAAGGAAUACAAGCAACGGGUUGUUGAAGACGUACACACCAAGUGUCUUCUGCUCUACGUGAAAUAUCAACGCACUGGCGAAACCAAGGGCUGUUUCUCGACUGUGAACGCUGAUUACAUACAGAGUGAAGCUGGGCUACUUAUGCAUUUCCCGUUUGUGAUGUCUAAGAAAGGAGGGUUUUCAAAGGAGUUUAUGGAGCUUAUCCACGAGGGCAUGAUGUCUCCCCACGGCUUGUCCAGUACCGUGGACCACAUUCGUCGUCGCCGCGAGAAGCGGUACUACAAACUACUUUGCCUUUUCGGUGACCAAGUAGGCCAGCUCCAGCUUUCCAAUCGGACGUAUCUGGCGCCCAGUCCACCUUCGGUGGGGCAGUAUUGUUCAAAGCAAAACCCUGUUGGAGCCGAGACAAUGUCGGCGGCGUGGAUGCAGUCUACAAAUAUAUACAGCUCUCUGUGUGAGCAGGUAAUGAGCUCGUUAAAGGUGCGAAAGGCACUUCGUGUGGAUCAUUCCGUGAAGUUCUGUAAGCGGUUGAAAGUGUGGCCUAGCGGGACCGGCAAAAGAGAGAGCAUGUCGGAUGCCAAAAUGUUACUGCUCGUGCAGAAUGAAAUAGGCCAGAUUGUAGGUCGGCGGUUGACUCGGUCAGAGAAUCACGACGAGACCCGGGAGCUCCUGCUGCAUGUGAGGAGCGCAUUUUCGGGUACUGAGAGUGGAUCAAAAUACGUUAUCAGUGAUCAUGCCAAUGGAAUUCGCAAUCUAGUAUCCAAUGUUUUCGACAGCUCUGUUGGGGUCCGACAGGACCCAUUUCACGUCAUUCAACGUUUUACUGAGAACAUCAAAGACCAAAAGGUGAUGAAAACGCUGUCAAAGCAGCUUCAUGACGCAAUGUUAUCAGUUGAUGGGGCGCUACGCGAACCGACUCAGAUGUCGUCCAGAUUCCUGAAUGUUGUUGGCUCCAUAUCCAGCGAAGGUAUUAACUGCAGCGAAUCCGAGUGGCAGGGAAGCGUCAAUAGCAACCUGAAACAAAUUGAACGUGGAGAUCUGUACGUGGAAGACAACAUUUACAGAGAGGGUGGUGGUAAGGAUGUACGUGUGGUGUCCACCAGUCAGCUCGAGGGUUUCCACUCUGCCCUCAACAAGAUGCUCGCUCGCUCGGUUUCGGCCGAUAUUGGUCUACGCAUCCUCGACAUUUUUAUUUUGCAGCACAACUUGAAAGUGAGCUCUAACUACGGACGGAAUCCGCCCAUGCACCACGCUGACAUUCUCACGCUCGCACAGACCGCAACCUUGUGCCGUGGCAUUAUUGCCGAGUCGCCGCAGCUUGAAUUUGUCAAUCAGCUGCUCUCAAAACCGCUCCGUCAACCAGCCUACCGAGCAUCUACAGUGCUUGAUUACGGAUUCGAGAGAUGGCGCCAAAUUUUUGAGACGGCUCGAGUUGACACUCAGACUCUGGAGGCAAGUUUUCAUCACACCCGGCAGCACAAUGACAGCAUAAAGGAGCUCCUCCUGAAGCGAAUUGCCUUCACUGAAACCGCCGCUGGGUUUUCGUCUCAGGAGCGUGCACUUCUUCGCCAGGUGCAGACGGAGCAGAAACUAGCACGGCGAAAUUGGUCUGAAUGCCCGCUGGUUACCACACUGAUGUACAACAUCGUAGUCUCCUCAAACUCGAAUCAACGCCCCAAACUGAGACGUCGGAGCUUUGCUACACUGGCUCCGAAGAUUAACAGCUUGACCAUUAAGCCUACUCCAGGGACGAAAGAAUCCACGUCACAGAGGCUUUUCCGUUUUGUGAGUGCGGACCCAUGUUCUGAAAUUAAGCCGCGCGAGCAGGAACUUCUCGCCCAGUUGUUCUCUGCACUUCGACGGUUAGACGGAGUUCGAAAAAGACGCCAAGUAUUUGUGAUGGUGUAUGACUUCGCGAGUUGCGUCUGUACUGGCAUCCACCCAAAGACCGGAGCAGCAUUGCUCGCAAAAUGGAAUAAUAUGAAGCAGCAAGCGAACAACGCGAAGUUGAAGCUAAAAUUUAAAUUGUCGCCGGAAAUGAAAGCGAUCAUCAGCUCUUCACGAAGCGACUCCGAGAAUGGUGGACAAAUAUCCCAUUUCCGCAGUUGUUCAGCCAGUAUCAGCAGCUCCACCGUCGGCAUGAACUACUUCAACGCUACAAAUGCACACUAA
Messenger RNA from Phytophthora nicotianae INRA-310, 2421 nucleotides. RefSeq lists its product as hypothetical. Lineage: Eukaryota; Oomycota; Peronosporomycetes; Peronosporales; Peronosporaceae. The coding region runs from base 1 to 2421 and encodes 806 amino acids. The transcript has 2 exons. The record is from RefSeq and is a predicted model, not a curated record.